AUGAUUUAGACAGAAAAUGUAGGCUUAAUAAUGGUACAAAAAUUAUUGAUUUUGCUACACUUUUUUCUGACUUAGAGUUGUUCUAUUCAUAAUUAUGAAGAGUCUUUAUUAAGUAGUUCGAAUCCAAUAGAAGAAACCAUUUUCUUAAGCAUUGGAUCAACCUAGAUCUUUGCGUUUUGGAGCUUUAGUAUUCCAAUGUGGGAGGUUAAAAUGUACCCAGAAGUAGAAGAAAAGUUGUAUAUUGAUAACAAAGAAGAACAAUUAUUAUUUUUGUUGAAAUCUCUUGAUGAUGGGAGAAUUAUUAUGUUCAUGAAUCUUGCUUUUUUAAAUUUUGAUCAUAUGGUAUCGCAUAGACUUCACAUAGAAGAGAAUAUCAAUAAUAUGAGUAUUUUUGAUUUUCACUUUGAUCCUUUUGAAUAUGAAGGGCAAUGGAAACUUACAAUGAUAACUAUUUCAGAGUAACAUGUGAUCGUGGAAAGUGAUGCAAUUUCUAAACCUGAAAUACCUGACUUAUCUGAAAAAUUAAAAAAUGUAAAAUUUAUAUUGGGAGGAACUGGAUCUGUAUAUAUUUUUAAUUUUAUUUUAGAUCAAUUCCUACCAUUUAGGGAUAUUUCGAGGAAGAUUGUCAAAGUUAAUAAAAUUGACAGAAUACUCACAUAACACCUUUUAAAUGAUAAAAUAAAAUUGCUUGAUUCUACCUGA
This is a messenger RNA of Paramecium octaurelia, 702 nucleotides long. The record is from the annotation of a GenBank genome assembly. Lineage: Eukaryota; Ciliophora; Oligohymenophorea; Peniculida; Parameciidae.